UUUUCCAAGUUGGUGAAUAAAAUCACCGGUUUUUAUUAGUCACAGAUGUUGGAUCGUGAUCAGAUUUGGCAUAAUGUAUGCCUAUUUGAUGCUCAAAUGUUACAGUCAAAAGUUGUAGGGGUUGCUUGAUCAAGGAAGGUAAACGAGAUGGAAACACCCAGCUCGUGUCAUUUUUACCUAUCUUUUCAUGAUAUUCAUAUUGAUGAAAAUCAAUGAUGCAUGUCAUCGUCAUUUCGUUUAACUGUGUCAUGUGAUUUUCACUCUCGGUAAACACUAUCAUACCAGUAAUAUCAUACACUUUUUAAUCAUGUAUAGGUUUUCCCUUUGUAUGUACAGUAGAACCUCCCUUUGCGGACGCCUCUCUAUUAAGGACAACCUCUCUAUUAUUUAAGGACACUAAUUUUGGUCCCAAAUUGGAAAUUUCCAUUCAAUUUGACCUCUCUAAUCAGGACACCUCUCUAUUAAGGACAGCAUUUGUCAGUCCCGAGGGUGUCCUUAAUAGAGAGGUUCUACUGUAUAUAUAUAUAUAGGCCUACACACAACAUCAUAGGCCUAUAUGGACAUGGUAAACUUCAGUUGCUUUCAGUUUCACAGUGUGGACCUAACUAGUGAAUAUUUAUUAUUGAUUCAGUAAUAAAAAGGAGUUCUGUGAUAUUGAUAUUGGGUAUUGCAUAUUUCCUGAUACAAGUUCUAAUCGCUUUGAUUUUGUUUCUUUUUCAUUUCGACAUCUUCUUUCUUCUCAUUGGAAUGUCAGCCCUCGUCCUCCUGGCUUUCUCAGCUGCCAUUGGCAUCACACUGUUGGUACUGGGAUGUGCUUUACCACAAUUCAACAACUGGUGGCCCAUGUUUGUGCUGAUCUUCUACGCACUUUCACCGGUCCCAACAAUUAUAUCAAGACGUUAUGCAGGCAGCUUGGACUCGGCGAGCAGUGCCCUUGUGGAAUUUAACAUAUUUAUGACAACCGGUAUUGUCGUAUCAGCAUAUGGCUUGCCGGUUGUAUUAGCACAUACCCCAUUAGCAAUGCCUGUGAUCCAGUGGGGCGCGAUGGGCCUCGUCAUGGCAGGAAACACUGUUGUAUUCAUAACGAUAUUAGGAUAUUUCUACACGUUUGGCAACGAGGACUUUGACUACUCAAUGUGGUGACGUGUCUAGGUUAACAACUUGAAGUGGAAUACUCAUUGGAUGACAAUCGGACAGUUUUUUACUGUCUGUCAGGCAGUGGCCCGUCUGCUCCAGAGCAAUACCAAAAUGGAGCAGUAUAUCAAUAAUACUUAUGAUAUUUUUUUACCUUUUCCAUGCAGGAAUUACUUGUGUGGUAAUUUUUUUCUUGAGGGAUUCCACUGUGGAUGAACAUACAGUAGAACCUCACUUUGUGAACACCUCUGUCAGCAGGACACCCUUUUCUGUCAAGGACAGUGGUUUUGGUCCCAAACUGGUUGUUUCUCUACAAAUUGACUUCAAAUCAACUUCCUUGCAUUAUCUAAGCUUCUGUUGAUCAUAGGUCGUUUCUGGUGAAUGCAGUUGUAAAAGAAGCCUAAUAUUUGCUGCCUGUCUGCAGUAGGCUCAUAAUUCAUGUCAUAAUUGUAUGAAUUGCAAUAUUUAUUUGGAAAAGAACAAGUGGGUUAUUUUUACAUUGCCGAUCAAUGUAUGAAUGUUCGUUGUUAUCAUGUGUUGUAGGUUAUAUUGCUGGGUUUUUGCUGACAUGGAAAGUUAGGUUGGGAAGAAAUAAGGGCUAUAUUGAUUGUUGUGAUUUUGAACCUCAAAGGAACCAAAAUUCAGUUGAUCAAUAUCACUAAGUGUUUGCAAAUGAAUUAGUUAGUACAGACCAAAUCUUCACUUAGUUGAACACGUUUUUAAGGUGUGAUUUACGUUAUGUUUGGGAUGCGAAAACCACAAUUGUUAUUUGGAACAUAAAAUUAUUCCAUUUGUACAUGAUUGUGCUCAUGGAUAACUAGCUAUAUUUGGAACUAUUGCCGCUCUUCCAGCAAAUGGAAGGAUAUAAACCAACCAAGUGGAUAGUUGGACGUCUAUUUUUUUUGAGAAUGACACUUAGACCUCCCUUUCUACAUAAUCAAAAACUGAGGAGAAUCAAGAAGCAUCGCAUUCACAGCUUCAACAAAAAUGAUAGCCACUGCACUGAAUUUCAGUCAUUUAGUUGUACAAAUGUAUCAUAUGUACUUGCUGAGAAUGGCAUGCGAUGAUGUGGCUGGAAUUGCUUCAGUCCGACGGUUCAGCCAUUGUCUAUGACCAAGCCAUGGUGCCCAGUUAUUACUACCUUGGGACUGUUUUAAACAAGGCCUGAUUAUAGGACAAUGUUGUGGAAUGAGUUAACUGAUGAUAUUUGUGACCCGCCAUGACGAAAUCGCAUGUCUUUCCGAGCUUGACAGGUUGAGACGGACUGGUCAUUCAUUUCACUGUUGUCAGCCUUUUGUGACAUCUGAGUACAUCAAUUUCUUCUAUUAUGUCCUGGUGUCAUUUUAGGCUCAUCUUCUGUGCGACAUGCGACUCAUUUUGUCGUGGUGGGUCACAUUUUUGUGCCACGAACUACGUCAUAAUAUUGUAAAUUCUUUUAGGUACUUGUACGCUGUAUAAUAUACUUGCCUGAUCAUUUCAUCGAUACAAAAUACAUUUGUACUUGCACCGACCAUCAAGGUGAGACCAACUGGAAUGUUUGGGCAGAGUAAUGAGAAAAUGCUUUGUGUGUCGUCUAAACUCUAAAUUAUAUUUGUGCAUGAUGUAUAGAUUUCUUGUUGCAUGAUGUUGGAAAUCAUGACUAGAUAUGAAGAACAUUAUGAACCUUUUAUUGAAGUAUUUCCUUAGAAGUUUGAAUCAUCCUCGGCUUAGACAAAAGAGCUGAAUUCAAAUAACCCGUUCUACCUGAUGUGCCGGAUUGUCACCUGUCACUUAUGUGCUAUGUGAAUACUGAAACUCUGACUGAUAUGAAAGUAACACCCCUAGGGCUGGACUAAUUCUAAGUUCUUAUGUAAUAGCUUCUCCAUGAGCAAAGCGUCCCAAUUCAAUGGAGAAAAUGUCGAAAAAUUACACCCUUUUCAGCACCCCCAAAAUAUUCCUGAAGUCGGACUCGCUUUUGGUUUCAUCAAGAACUGGUUUCAGCUCCUAUCUUUCCCUGGAGAUGGCAUUUGAAGCCUUCAAAGCAGGGAUAACCUGCUGGAAGAGGGAGUUUGGUCCUCGUAGAUCUACGCGGUCGGCCGUGAAAGAAGGCACGCAGAUGAUUUGUCUGUCAGUGGUGUGUCAAGACUGUACCAUAGUAAUUUGAAGGGUAGGGAAAUUGCUGAAAUUUAAAUUUAGAAAAAAAUUUCAGGGUUACAGUAUUCAUUAAGAGGUUUGUCUCUUGUGUAUAAACUUUGGAUCAUGCUACAAAAAUGGUACUUGUAAAUAAAAAUUUUGUACAUGGUUCCUAAA
Messenger RNA from Lineus longissimus, 3423 nucleotides. Its product is annotated as leptin receptor gene-related protein-like. Gene Ontology annotation, biological process: late endosome to vacuole transport via multivesicular body sorting pathway. The record is from RefSeq and is a predicted model, not a curated record. Gene Ontology annotation, cellular component: endosome. The transcript is spliced from 4 exons. Lineage: Eukaryota; Metazoa; Nemertea; Pilidiophora; Heteronemertea; Lineidae. The coding region runs from base 748 to 1143 and encodes 131 amino acids.